Messenger RNA from Durusdinium trenchii, 771 nucleotides. Lineage: Eukaryota; Dinophyceae; Suessiales; Symbiodiniaceae. The record is from the annotation of a GenBank genome assembly.
AUGUGUGCUUUGAAUUGCUUUGCUACCAAACACAUGGAUGAAGAAAGCGUGAGCCGUCAAGCUGCUGAAAUUGAGGCCCUCCAGGCGAUUUUUGCGGAUGAUUUUCAGCUGGUGGAUGAAGCUCAAGAAGGCAGAAAGGUGGGAGCAUCAUUCCGAGUUCAAUGCCAGCCAUUGGGGCCAUUGUUGGUUUGCUUGCCAGUUGAUUACCCUUCGUCAGGUUGCCCCUCCUUCACUGCAGAGAGGCUGCGUGGCACACAAGCUGCCCAAGUGCAAGAAGGUUUGGCAGCCAUUGCAAAAGACUUGAUGGGCCAAGAGUGUGUUUUCCAGGUUAUAUCUGCUGUGCCUGAGGUAGCUUCAGAGGCAGGCUUGAAGGAAUACGAGGAAGCAGAUUCCUUGCAAAGCGGGCCUUUUGAAGAACAGGGGCAAAGAGCAACAGCGCAAGGGGCGCAAGGGGCGUGGGCCUCUGACACUCCCGAAGGAACCUUGCUGCUGCUCAGUGUGAGAUCUGGGCAGAAGGUGAAAACAUCAAAGAUAACCAACCUGUCUGAACUGCGCCGGGUCAGCAAUGCUGGCAGCAUUUGCAUUGAUUUAGCUUCUUCGAAGAACACAGAGAACUAUGAGCUGGCCAAUUUGCUGGCCGCAAGCCUCCAGGUCAAGGCCGAUGAUGUGGAGUUCCUGGUUGGAACCAGGAAAGAGAAAGCAGGAGACUGCAAAAAAGCCCUCAUCCGCCGUUUGAGAGUUGAGGAAGCAGUGAGCCGACUGUUGACCUGA